This is a messenger RNA of Cotesia glomerata, 1016 nucleotides long. RefSeq names its product 1-phosphatidylinositol phosphodiesterase-like. Gene Ontology annotation, biological process: lipid metabolic process. The coding region runs from base 68 to 1003 and encodes 311 amino acids. The record is from RefSeq and is a predicted model, not a curated record. Gene Ontology annotation, molecular function: phosphoric diester hydrolase activity. The transcript has 2 exons. Lineage: Eukaryota; Metazoa; Arthropoda; Insecta; Hymenoptera; Braconidae.
GUGACUUUGCAUUGCACUUUUGGCCUGGUUUCUUCUAGUCACCGUUACAAGCGCGAUUCAUACAAAAAUGAAGACAAAAUUCGAGGCAUUACCAAUUGUGAUUCUAGGAAUAUUAAGCGGUUUCGCUCGGGCAUGUAACCCUCCACUAAUUUCUCAAGGUCAUAAGAAUUUUUUUAGUAGACUUCCAGGAGCACAGAAAUUAAAUACUCUGGCAUUGAUUGGUACCCAUAAUUCUGCGACAUAUAAAUCUCCAUUACCAAUAGCACAAACCCAAUCAUUGACAAUAACUCAACAAUUGCAUUUCGGAAUACGUGUAUUUGACAUACGUGUACGUCGAAUUGAUAAUGUCUUUACGAUACAUCAUGAUCUGAUGUACAUGGAAUUGGCGUUUGGUAAUAUAAUAAAUGACGUAAUAAGCUUUUUGGAAUCCUACCCACAAGAGCUUGUAAUAAUGUUCAUGCAAGAGGAGUAUGUGGCAGAGAACUCGAAUAUGAACGAAUGUGAGAUCUUGCUAAAUAAAUAUAUUCUACAGCAUAAUAACCAAAAAUAUUUUGUUCAAAAUUGGUCAGUAGAAGACACUAUCGAAAAGCACCGAGGAAAAAUUUUAUUAGCGUCAUCUCACCGUGGAUUCUGGCAGUGUACAACGAAGUUGCCUUGCAGAGAACAGAAUGAGUGGAAAUUAUCUUCUAGCUUUACUCUAUACCAUAAGUGGAGGGCUAUCAUAUAUCUCCAACAUGCUAUCAAUAUAUCUAACCCAAAAAGUUUAUGUUAUAUCAAUUAUUUGUCUGCCCAUAGUGUUAUCAUGAGUCCUUAUGAAAUAGCCAAUUACCCCCACCAAUCAUCAGUUAAUAGGAAGCGUUUUAUACAACCUAGUAUAAAUCAGGGAAUGUCUGAAUUUUUCUGUAAUUAUGGAAAUGUAUUAUAUAUUGUCAUGGCUGAUUACCCGACUACUGAGCUAAUAGACACAAUCGUUAACAGUAAUUUUUCCCCCUUCUUGUGUUGAUGAUUACGAUGAU